GCCUCUUUGCUGUGUCGGAACGUCUGCUCCAGGCACUCUCCUGCAGACGGCCAUGUUUCCGGACGGAUUAGUUUGUAUGUAGCACAGCGGCGGGCGGAGCGCUAUCCCGGGGACUCUGCUGCGGCUGUCAAGGUCCGAGCUCCGGUUGAUGAUGGCGACGGCGGAGGAGGGCGGAUGGACCUACCAAUGACCGUCCGCAAGAUCGCCUCGAUCUGCACCAUGGGCACCAAUGCCUCAACAUUGGAAAAAGAGAUUGGCCCGGAGCAAUUUCCCGUAAAUGAACAUUACUUUGGUUUGGUCAAUUUUGGCAACACCUGCUACUGCAACUCUGUCCUACAAGCACUUUAUUUUUGUCGCCCGUUUCGGGAGAAAGUUCUGGCAUACAAGGUCCAGCCACGGAAGAAGGAAAGCUUGCUCACAUGUUUGGCAGACCUUUUUAACAGCAUUGCCACGCAAAAGAAGAAAGUGGGGGUUAUACCACCCAAGAAAUUCAUCUCCAGACUGAGGAAAGAGAAUGAAUUGUUCGACAACUACAUGCAACAGGAUGCUCAUGAAUUUCUAAACUACCUUCUAAACACUAUUGCUGACCUGCUGCAAGAGGAGAAGAAACAGGAGACCCAGAAUGGCAAGCUGCAGAAUGGGAGUUUGGAGCUCCAGGAACCUGAUAAGCCUGACCUCACCUGGGUUCACGAGAUCUUCCAGGGAACUCUAACCAAUGAAACCAGAUGUCUUAACUGUGAAACUGUUAGUAGCAAAGAUGAAGAUUUCUUGGAUCUCUCUGUGGAUGUGGAACAAAAUACUUCCAUUACACACUGCUUAAGGGGGUUCAGUAACACAGAAACACUAUGCAGUGAAUACAAGUAUUACUGUGAGCAGUGUCGAAGCAAACAGGAAGGACAGAAAAGGAUGAGAGUAAAGAAGUUGCCUAUGAUCUUAGCCUUGCACUUGAAAAGGUUUAAAUACAUGGACCAGCUGCACCGAUAUACCAAACUUUCCUAUCGCGUGGUAUUUCCAUUGGAGCUUCGGCUUUUCAACACUUCCGGGGAUGCCACCAAUCCAGAACGAAUGUAUGACCUGGUAGCUGUGGUAGUCCACUGUGGCAGUGGGCCAAACCGCGGACACUACAUCACCAUUGUAAAGAGUCAUGGGUUCUGGCUGCUGUUUGAUGACGACAUUGUAGAGAAAAUUGAUGCCCAAGCCAUUGAAGAGUUCUACGGUUUAACAUCAGACAUUUCCAAAAAUUCUGAAUCGGGAUAUAUCCUGUUUUACCAAUCCAGAGACUGAUCACCAUGAUGGGAAAGCAUAGUCCUUAAGAAGAAGGGUAAACUUGUGGACAAGUGAAGAGGAUAUUUGAGAACAGUGUAACUGCCACCUCAGAUACCCACUUUCCAGUAAUUAGAAGAAUAAUUUUCCUUCUAACUCCUCCGGACCUUCGGAUAGCCAUACAAGUCAGAUCUUCAGUAAAUCUUCUAAUAGGUGCAGGCUUUUCCCAUCACCCCAAAGCGUCAGAACCUUCCAAAUGUAGACUGAGAAAGGACUUGGUUGGCACUACCAUGUAAUCGUUCUUGGAUAUGGCAAGCCUAAUCAUCGAGAAUAACAAUUCACUUAGACCAUUGCAGUGAUGAUAGCACUUUUUAAAACAGGACAGCUGCAGUUUGGUGCUCAAUACAUUCACAAUCAGAGGGUAUACAUUUUAGAAAAUGCAAUAUAUUCCAAACAAUCCUGUUAUUGUUUCAUAUCACUUUAAAUGCAUCUGUUUCCGCUCCAUCCUCUGUGAUUCCUUCUUCCAUAUGUUUGCUGUAACACUCCUUGUAGUGAGUGUUGAGAAGCUGCUGUUCUGCACACUAAAUAAUGGGAUCACUAAUUAUUUUCCUUAUUUUUGUUAUUUAAUUUUUUUUUCAAUAUAUAUUUGUAAUUUAGCACCUUUUUGUGACUUAAGUCAUCCUCUUAAGAAUUGCUGCAUAAUUGGACAUAAACUGUAAGGCUGCAAAGAUUUCAAGCAUUUCUUUGAGCACAAGUGAAUUUAUCAGGGGCAGAAAGUUGUCUAAACGUAAUUUACUCCAUGAUUUUAUUCAGUUGUGUUGAUAUAAACUUGUCCUUAAAAGUCUCAGUUGAUGGGUAAGGCAAGACGUUCCAGAUCUUUACAGGUUUUGCAGCCUCAGUCUAUAAAUUACAAGGCAAGGGCACUGACAACAGGCUCAAACCAUCAAAGCCUAUAAAUAAAGUGGUUUACUUGUCUAUCAUGAUGUAGGGUUUAAAAUGUGGACAUCUUGAAUGUUUCUCUUUU
Molecule: messenger RNA, 2287 nt
Organism: Nanorana parkeri
Lineage: Eukaryota; Metazoa; Chordata; Amphibia; Anura; Dicroglossidae
Product: ubiquitin carboxyl-terminal hydrolase 12-like
Exons: 9
Coding region: 175-1284 (369 amino acids)
Biological process (GO): protein deubiquitination
Cellular component (GO): nucleus; cytosol
Molecular function (GO): cysteine-type endopeptidase activity; cysteine-type deubiquitinase activity
Source: RefSeq, a predicted model, not a curated record